AUGGGCGAAAUGGAUGAUGUGGCAGAGGGAAAAGGUAGCAGGACUGAAGAUGAUCAAAUGAAGAAUUUCGUGAAUUCCGGACGUAGUGGAAGACGGAAUGCUGUUCCGGAAGUGGACACGCUAGGGAUAGAUCCGGAUGCUACAAAACUUGCAGAACGUUUAUCGUCGAUGAAUACAGUUGGCCGAGAUGACUGUACCGAAAAAAAGACACAGCUAGGUAGCAAUCGAUUCGAUAUCAAUUAA
This is a messenger RNA of Loa loa (African eye worm), 243 nucleotides long. RefSeq lists its product as hypothetical. The transcript is spliced from 2 exons. Gene Ontology annotation, biological process: negative regulation of protein kinase activity. Gene Ontology annotation, molecular function: cAMP-dependent protein kinase inhibitor activity. The record is from RefSeq and is a predicted model, not a curated record. Lineage: Eukaryota; Metazoa; Nematoda; Chromadorea; Rhabditida; Onchocercidae. The coding region runs from base 1 to 243 and encodes 80 amino acids.